AUGGAGCGGUACAAAAAUGAGCAGCCAGUGAUCGAUUGCGAGCGACAACUUUCUGGGAAGGUUGUUGACGAAGAAGUCAUAGGUGCGCUGCAGCGUACCGGUUACAUGACACCGCAGCAUAUAACGCUCAUUGACAGUAUCCUGACUAUGCCGGGUACAACGAUCGAGGAAGAAUACGAACGCCGCAUUGCUGCAAUCAAUGCAGCGAUUACAGUCUGUGACGCGGAAGAGGGUGCUCCCUCGCGGGCCGGUGCGUCGCAAAAACGCCCUGUCGGUGCUGUUGAUACACCACCUGCUUCGCCCCUGCCUAAGAAAAAAAGUCUACCCCUUCAGAUCAGAGUGAUGACAGGUUUUCUUGAGCCAUCGCUUCUGUUUGCGUUAAAUCUCGAGAAGAAAGACCGACGAUAUGCUUUUUAUGUCUUGGUAAUGCUGGGCAGCCAGAAAGUGAACGCUUGA
Penicillium subrubescens is the source of this 456-nucleotide messenger RNA. RefSeq lists its product as uncharacterized. NCBI's taxonomy places the organism in Eukaryota, Fungi, Ascomycota, Eurotiomycetes, Eurotiales, Aspergillaceae. The transcript has a single exon. The record is from RefSeq and is a predicted model, not a curated record. The coding region runs from base 1 to 456 and encodes 151 amino acids.